This is a messenger RNA of Topomyia yanbarensis, 1432 nucleotides long. RefSeq names its product nicotinamide riboside kinase 1. The coding region runs from base 440 to 1243 and encodes 267 amino acids. The transcript has 4 exons. NCBI's taxonomy places the organism in Eukaryota, Metazoa, Arthropoda, Insecta, Diptera, Culicidae. The record is from RefSeq and is a predicted model, not a curated record. Gene Ontology annotation, cellular component: cytoplasm.
UGUUCGGCAAAUUUGUUUACAUCCAUCAAUUCUCUUUUGCCUAUAUCGCAUCAGCAGUAAUAACAGAUAAACUGUAAAAAAUAUUCCUUCGUCAAUUUGUGCUGCUCUCAUUCGAUUCUUGCUCAGCUCCCCAACACUUCGGCAGUGAAUGGCCUCGAAUGCGCUGCUAGGCAAGCUGGUUUUAGCGUUUACGCUGUCCGUGUUCUGCUACUACUUUUUCUGGGUUGCCGUUUUACCCUUCAUGGUGAUUGAUUCCAGCGAAGAUAGUUGGAUUCACUCACUUUUCCCGGAGAUAAAGUUCGCCUUUCUGGUUCCAGCAGUGUUUGGCGUGCUGUUUCUCGGGGGGUUGUCCGGUUUCACACUGUACCAUUUGAGGGCUCAAUCGAGGACCAACACGAACCGGAACGAAUAAGUGGUUGGUCUCCCGGCUCGAUGUACAAUGGAGACGUGGCUUGUGAUUGGCAUUUCGGGUGUCACCAACGGGGGCAAAACGACGCUGGCCAAAUCCCUCCAGAGCUACUUUAGCGGUCAUCUGAACAAAAUCAUCUUUAAGGAAAACAUCACCCUGAACAAAGUGACGCUACUUUGCCAGGAUGAUUACUUUCUACCGGUGGACAGCCCAAAGCACAAGGUAAUCGAAAAACUCAAUCACAUCAACUGGGAAAUCCUGUCAGCGAUGGAUAUGGAUAAAAUGUGUCACGACAUCAUGAAGAUUCUCGGACACAAGUUCAUUCUGUACAACUGCCAGCAGCUGUGCAAGAGCGAAACGGACAACAACAUUGCCGAGCAGGUGGAUCCUGUUACGGAUGAGGAUAACAUCUUCGCCGAUCACUUCCUGAGUAACUAUCUGAACAGAUACGACGAAGGUGCAACUGGGGUGAACCAAAGAGCUUCGAGUCUGAUGAUGAAGAAAACCAAGAAUGAAACAUUCCAAAAUAUGAACAUUAAGCUGAAUGUGCUGCUGAUCGAGGGUAUCCUGAUAUUCAACCAUCCGUUCACGUUGGAUCUAUGCAGCGUGAAAUUCCAUCUGCAUCUUCCGUACGAGAAAUGCUACGCAAGGCGAUUGCAGCGAGUCUACGAUCCUCCCGAUGUGGUUGGAUAUUUCGAGAUGUGCGUGUGGCCGAUGUAUGAGAAACAUUCGAAAGAAAUCAAAGACCGAACUGAUAUCUACAUGCUGAAUGGCGUUGUGCCCAAUGAAAACAUCUUGAACUACGUGUUGAACUGUAUCAAAAAUCUUCUGUGAAGUCUGACAGUAACCAGUAGUAAUAAUAACGGUGGCGAAAUGCAUAAUGGUUCCUUACAACAUUCUGACUUGUCUUUACUAGCAGCGAUCAAAGCGAGAUAUUCGUGAUAAGUGUAGUAUUUUAAUACAUUGAAACUCUUUACAAGGAUUUUUGUAGAAUUGAACAUGACGAACAGGUUGUAAGUUUUU